CCUCGCUCGCUGCACCGACUCCAGUUAACGUCCACUCCGGGCGAGCCGCGCGCGCAUCGCCGCCGCCUCUUUGGGGUGCUUUGGUUUCGCCUGUGGCUUCAUUUUUAGGCGACGGGCUCGGGUAUCCAACGGUGCCCUCCCUGCGUAUGGACCGUCUCUGCCACAGCGGGCGAACAAAGCGCAUCACGCUCUCCAGAGAACUGAACCACGGAUGUGUUUUUGGUCUGUAAGUACUCAGGAUAACCAUUUGGCUUCUUUGGUUGUGUUCGUUUUUAUUUAUUUGAUUUUCUUGUUGCUAGGCCGCCGUGUAAGUGUGUAGUUCCCUUGGAAAGAACGCGCUGUUAAAGAUGGAUACGUUUCUUCUCAGUCCGAUGGAUAGGCAUGUUAUUUAGGGGAACAUCUGAUCCCGAUGCUGGACAAAAAAAAAUAAUGGCAAGAUUUUGGAAAGCGCUGGUCACGUUAUUGGUUUCCUGGGAGUAGAUCCGGUCUGUGUCGAUGCUUGAAAUCACCCGAACACAGUCCACUACUGCAGCGCCCAUACAAUCAACUCGUUGAAAUACCACAUGACAGAAAUACAUCCGAGCUGAUCAAAAUCUGACAAACAAACCACCGGCAAAAUUAAAAACACUAUGGAUCACACCGGGACCGAGGAGGUGAACCCGACGCACCAGCAGCAGCAUGAGCCCAUCAGCUUCGGCAUCGACCAGAUCCUCAACAGCUCGGACCAGUCGAGCGGCUGCAUGCUGCCCAACCGGACCGGCGACCCGGAUUACGCGCUGGCCCCCAACGUCUACAGCAACGGGUACAACAGCGUCUACAACCCGGCCUGCUCCAUGGCGGCGGGUCUGGCCGGCUCCUACAACGUCAACAUGAACAUGAACGUCAGCAUGAACAUGAACAUGAACGUCAACGUGAACUCGGGAGGCGCCGGAGGGGUGAUCCGGGUGCCGGCGCACAGGCCCAUGCCGCCUCCUCCUCCUCCGCCGCCCGCCGCCGCCGCCGCGCCGCACCCGCCCCCCUCCGCGCACCCGCCGUGCAUCGGGCCCGGCAUCGCCUCGGUUCCCGGCAUGGGGAUGGGGAACGGGACGAACUUCACCUUCCCGUGGAUGGAGAGCAGUAGGAGGUUUGCCAAGGACAGACUAACAGGGGAGCAGGCAGAGGAGAGCCGAGCUGGAGAGGCCACAGGGGGCCCGGGCCCCGCCGGGUCCCUCUGUCCUCUCCCAAAGGGAGACAUCGGCAGGGUCCCCGUCUGGAGCACCGUGGAGACGUUAGCUAAAUGCUAUUACCCCGAGCUCGCUCACCUGCGGGAGGGCAGUGGCCUUCUGGCAGACUACCCCUUUCCAAAGGGGGCGUGUCCAGCAGCGCUGUCCCCCUUCUCCGUGACCCGGCGCAUCGGCCACCCCUACCAGAACCGGACGCCGCCCAAGAGGAAAAAGCCUCGCACCUCCUUCAGCCGGGUGCAGAUCUGCGAGCUGGAGAAGCGGUUCCAUCGCCAGAAGUACCUGGCGUCUGCCGAGCGCGCCACCUUGGCCAAGGCCCUGAAGAUGACCGACGCACAGGUCAAGACCUGGUUUCAGAACCGGCGGACAAAAUGGCGGAGACAGACUGCAGAGGAGAGAGAGGCCGAGAGGCAGCAGGCCAACCGGCUGAUGCUGCAGCUUCAGCAGGAAGCUUUCCAGAAGACGUUGAGCCAACCCCUGCAGCCCGACCCCCUCUGCCUGCACAACUCCUCCCUCUACGCCCUGCAGAACCUGCAGCCCUGGGCGGAUGACAGUAAGUUGACGGUCUAAAAGAGAGGAGGGCACUUUACCCAUAAGUGCCGGGGGGAACAAAUGGACACCUCUGUACAUGUCCAACUACCAAGACUGCCCCCCC
Pungitius pungitius (ninespine stickleback) is the source of this 1875-nucleotide messenger RNA. RefSeq names its product T cell leukemia homeobox 2 (gene tlx2). Bases 630 to 1790 code for a protein of 386 amino acids. Gene Ontology annotation, cellular component: nucleus. NCBI's taxonomy places the organism in Eukaryota, Metazoa, Chordata, Actinopteri, Perciformes, Gasterosteidae. Gene Ontology annotation, biological process: animal organ development; regulation of transcription by RNA polymerase II. The record is from RefSeq and is a predicted model, not a curated record. Gene Ontology annotation, molecular function: RNA polymerase II cis-regulatory region sequence-specific DNA binding; DNA-binding transcription factor activity, RNA polymerase II-specific. The transcript is spliced from 5 exons.